AUGGCGCUAUCGCAUGCUGCUCUGAAUAUCGCGAUUGAUGUGUGGAUGCUCGUGCUUCCAGCGACUCAAAUCUACAGGCUCAACCUUCAGAAGAGGCAGAAGGCAGGAAUCAUGUCGAUGUUUGGUGUUGGAAUCUUCAUCACGAUCGUCAGCGCUGUUCGGCUGAAGAGCGUCGCCACCUUCAGCCACUCCUGGAACCCAACGUAUGACUUCUACGGUCUUGCGAUGUGGUCUCACACUGAGCUUUGCGUCGGCCUGAUCGUGGCAUGCAUGCCCGCUGCUCGAUCCCUUGCCCGGCGCCUAUUUCCCGAACUUCUUUACGUCACCAAAGUCAGCACCACCCGGCAGUCCACGAGAGCCUCCGGGAACGUCAAGAUUGUUUCUCAAGACAUCGGCACCAUUGCGACAGACGACGUACCCGAGAGCUCGACUAUGUCUUCCCCGUCAAACACGUCGAAGAAAGACUCGCUGGCUACCCUGACGCCGGACAGAGUACCACUUAAACGCCUGACCACCAGCGAUAGCUUGAUGGAUAUUUCGCCCAGCGAGCGAGGUACGUCGUUUUACAGCGAUUCACAGAAAGGAGGCGGCAAACUCAGUGAUCCCUGGGAAUAA
Messenger RNA from Colletotrichum chrysophilum, 615 nucleotides. RefSeq lists its product as uncharacterized. The transcript has 2 exons. The coding region runs from base 1 to 615 and encodes 204 amino acids. NCBI's taxonomy places the organism in Eukaryota, Fungi, Ascomycota, Sordariomycetes, Glomerellales, Glomerellaceae. The record is from RefSeq and is a predicted model, not a curated record.